CAUGCCCGAGUGUCAUCACGAGAGGGCAGUACAGCCAAACAAAUUCCUUUUGAAAUGGCGGCUUCUGCCUUGGAUACACAAACAAAACGAAGGAGCCUGCCACCUUUGAACACAAGCGAAACAGAAACAGCAUCACCCAAGAAGACUAAAAAGAAGAAGAAAAAUGUUGAAGGAGUAGAUGCUAGUGACUCUCAACUGUCGAAUGUGAGCAAGCUGAGAGGUACUGUGUCAGAGAGUACAGAGGUCAGAGGUCAAAAUACUACCGCCAGUACAGAAGAUAUAGCGAAUGUGGGCAAUGGAAGUAAGAGGAAGAAAAAGAAAAGAAAACCACCAGAUGCACCAGAUGGCAAUGUUGAUGAAGAUGAUACAUCAGGCAAAGCUCCAGCAAUUGAAAAUCUGAGAUCCUCUCCAGGUGCUGCUAGGAGGAAAAGAGACGGAAGGAAAUCCCACAUACCUAGGUCUGUGAGUGAUGAGAUCAUACCAGAAUCCAAUGGCAAUGCAAAGCAGAAAGCAAAGAGGCCAAAGUCAAAGUUCUUACCAGAAGACAGUGCCGAUGGUGAGGAAGAGGGUCCGAAGACACCUCAAGCCCGACCUCCGACAGGCAAGGCUAAAUCCAAGAAAAAGAAAGCAAGGCCAAUCACAUCGGGUGAUGAGAACUAUCAUGCUGAUGGAGAAGAUUUAUUAUUUUCCGCUGAUGAUGUAGUGACUGGUGAGGUUCAAGUAGAGACGGCCCAUCAGCCCCCUGCUUCUCAGGUCGCUGUACUUCCAAGUCAACCAGUCAAUAAGCUAUUCAUGGAAAGGAAAGGUGGAUUUGCCAGUGAGGACAAAAAGCGACUGAUCAAACGGAGAGAUCGUGAGAGGAGAUUACAACAAGAGGCCCCAGAAGAGGUCAACUUCACUACAACUCAGUGUGCGCUGUCUACCCAUCAUAAGUUCCUGACCUUCACUUUGCUAUGCCACGGUGUUUUAGCUGGAUAUUCAUUAUGGCAAUGUGUCGUGGUCUUCGUAUUAGCUUCUGAACUUCAAGGUUCCGGAAAGGACGGUCAGACACAGUUCCUAGAGCAGUACAGCAGACUAGCUCAGCCUGCAUCCUCAGUCUAUUACUUCUUACUUGCCCUCUGUACGGUUUCUGUGUUUGAUAGAUUUGAUAUAGCCAGGCCAGACAGGCAGUUCUUCAGAGGUCUCCUCACAUUCCAGUCAGGAGCAGUUUCUAUUUUAGUGUACCUAAUUUCAUUGAUAUUCUCAACAAGCAUAGCUGCAAUAGAUGACAGAAUUAGUCUCUUCCUCAAGUCUGAUCCUCCAUAUUGUGAACCUAAUUGUCCUGAAGAUGGUAGUCUCUGGGAUGACGAUGAAGCCGCCUCAAGAUUAAAUAUCUGGCGUAUCAUCAAUGUGAUCCGAGCUAUCGGCUCUAUUCUUGGUUGGAUCAUCAUAGCUAUUACACCAACUACAGAUUAUACAUCAGAUCACUUGCAUGAUGCUGAUGUACCUUUAUGGGAAGAACAGCAGGAGACAGAACUAGGGAACAUGGCAUCACAGGCAUGACAGGGCAACUUCAUCAUGUUCCAAGAAAUGAGAUACAGUUUGAGGAGAUUUACAAGCGGCACAGCAAGCAGCUUACUACAUCAGCCAUGGAUAUCUGGAUGCGCAAUGAUAUAUGACCAGUACUCUAGUUUCUAGAGUGUAGAUUUGAGUGUGAGUUGACGAUGUGAUAACGCCUAUACUAGACGGUGUAUUUCUAAACAGGGUUUGAGAAAAUUAUGGUGAAAUCAAUAGAAAUCUCAGGAGUAUGCAAUUCUUUUUCUUCUCAUUUUUAAUUUUUUUGAAAAUAUAUGUAAACCAUCAACUUCUGGAUCCACUGAAAUGCCCUUUCAAAUAUGCAUAAACCAUGACAACCUACUAUUAAAAGUUUAAAACUUGUAAAUGAAUGGCAACUGCAUGCCCAAAGUGUUGAGGAGUUAUUCACUGGGCUCUGUGUUUUAAGGUACAGAAAUGUAAGAAACUUGCGAUAUAAAAAUAUAAAAUAAACCACUUUGGUUUACCGCAUCCUAUCUGAGCGAGGCUUAAAGCUCAUGUACAGUUCUGGUAGCAGAAAGGAAAUUGGAAAGAAAUAAAAAUAAACAUGUAGUCACAUGUUGUUCUCCUUGUAGCAAAAGAUACAUGUGUAUUAAGACCAUUUGAUAUUCUAUCUAUGAUUUGCAGUGUUUGUAGUGUAAAUAUCUGCAAGAAACGCUAGAUAAUGACUGUACACUCCCCUACGCUAGGACCUUCCACCCAGAUGGUUUUAGGCACAUAAAUCUUGGCGCUUCGUGUAGAGACGGAUGUGUGUAGAGAGUUGCACGUGUACACGUAAUGCUAAAAACUCUAUGCGUUUGUAGUGCAGGUUGCUUAUUUUCUUCCCAGGAUGGGGAUCAAAUUAUUUUCUAGCUCUCAUUUGUUUCAUAUUUCAUUUGAGAAGAAAAAAAACAUACUUCACAGCAUUGAAGGGAUCAAAAUUAUUUUCUACCUCUCAGUUUUUCUCAUUAAGAAGGAAAACAAAAGCUUCACAGAACUUACGGAGUGCAGGUAUCAUCCUAAAAAAAUCAAAGAAAUCCGACGAAAAGUUUGUGAGGG
Strongylocentrotus purpuratus (purple sea urchin) is the source of this 2610-nucleotide messenger RNA. RefSeq names its product transmembrane protein 237. The transcript is spliced from 17 exons. The record is from RefSeq and is a predicted model, not a curated record. Lineage: Eukaryota; Metazoa; Echinodermata; Echinoidea; Camarodonta; Strongylocentrotidae. Bases 55 to 1542 code for a protein of 495 amino acids. Gene Ontology annotation, cellular component: ciliary transition zone. Gene Ontology annotation, biological process: cilium assembly.